CGGCAGCGGCUGCGGGGCUGCUGCUCCUCCCAGCAUCCCUGGCGCGGCCAUUUCAGCCCCAUCUUGGCCGAGUGGAGGGAGCUGCAGCCGCUGCUUCAGCAGUUUGAAUUUCAGUUUUUCCGGAGUCUACGAGCCGGCCGCACCGAGGAGAAACGGAAGACGCCGCCCACCGGUCCCCUCACGCCGCCGAGCGCCUCCGCUCGCUUGCCGUUCCUUCAGCCGCCGCCGCCCCUCACGCGCCUCAGAGCCGCGAGGAGGCCGGGCCCGCCGCCGCGGGUGGCUCCCUGAGGGAGACCAGACUGCCGGCCUUCCCCGCCCCCGAGCGGGCUUCCGCCGCCACCGCCGGCAUGGCCCCCGGACUGCGCUCGGGCUAGAGCCCGGGACGGAGGGCUGCCUCCCGCCGCGGACCUCCAGCCCCGUCAGGAAGCGCCGGUCCCGGCCUCGCCGCUCCGCCUUCUUCCUCCGCGUCGCCGCGCGGGAGCUGCCGCGGGACCCGGCCAGGAGAGCCCGAGCGGGGCAGAACCGCCCCUCACGCCGCCGCCGCCGCCGCCUCCUGCGCCCUGCGCUCCACCCCCAGCCGGGCCUGCUGACCGCGCCGAGCGCCGGGCUGGACUGACCGCGGCGGCUGAGCUGUUGGAGCAGCCGGCCCGCCCCUGAACCACGCUCGGGCCGUCACGGACGGGUUGAAUUGAGGCACCACUGCCGCGGGAGGUGAGAAGGGAGGAGGAGGAUGUCUCGCCGAGACGCCGGCGCCCAGAGCAGCCCGUGACUUGCGGCGUGGGCCGUAGACCCAGGCGCGAACUCGGACUUUUGUCUUUUGGGGGCCCGUGCUCGGCCCUUCUCGGUUUCCGGUGGGGGGUCCCAGAGGAGCCUCUGCCCCUCUAGCCUUUUUUUCCACCAUGUCCAAGAUGCCGGCCAAGAAGAAGAGCUGCUUCCAGAUCACCAGUGUCACCACGGCCCAGGUGGCCACUAGCAUCACCGAGGACACCGAGAGCCUGGACGACCCGGACGAGUCGCGCACGGAGGACGUGUCCUCCGAGAUUUUCGACGUUUCUCGGGCCACGGAUUACGGCCCGGAGGAGGUGUGCGAGCGCAGCUCCUCGGAAGAGACGCUCAACAAUGUCGGGGAUGCGGAAACUCCCGGGACCGUGUCCCCGAAUCUCAUCCUGGAUGGGCAGCUGGCAGCCGCCUCGGCUGCGCCCGCCAACGGAGGCGGCGGCGUGUCGGCCCGGAACGUGGCGGGGGCGCUCGCCCAGACCCUGGCGGCCGCCGCCACUCCGGUGUCCGCUCCCGGGCCGAGCAGCGCAACUCCAUCGCAGCCCCCCGCCACUUGUAGUUCCCGUUUCCGCGUGAUCAAACUGGACCACGGGAGCGGAGAGCCGUAUCGGCGCGGCAGAUGGACGUGUAUGGAAUACUACGAGCGGGAUUCAGACAGCAGCGUCCUCACUAGGUCCGGGGACUGCAUUCGACACAGCAGUACUUUGGAGCAGACUGCGGAGCGGGACAGCGGUUUGGGCGCCACCGGAGGGUCGGUGGUGGUGGUGGUGGCCUCCAUGCAGGGGGCGCACGGGCUGGACUCGGGGCCUGACAGCUCCUUGACUGCUGUGUCACAGCUACCCCCGUCGGAGAAAAUGAGCCAGCCCACUCUCGCCCAGCCGCAGAGUUUCAGCGUUGGGCAGCCCCAGCCUCCACCGCCCGUAGGUGGGGCUGUGGCUCCGAGUUCGGCUGCGCUACCACCGUUCCCGGGAGCGGCGACCGGGCCGCAGCCAAUGACGGCAGCCGCUCAGCCAAGCCAGCUCCAGGGAGCUGUGGCCGGCGGCGCCCUCCCCGGGCCUGUGGGUCAGGGGCUGCCGCCGCCCAAUGUCAACCUGGCUCAGCCCCUGGCCUUAGCCGCCCAGCCCGGCCCGGCAGUCGGCUCUUCGUUGUCGCAGCAAUUCUCCUAUCCCCAGCCGCAGAUGCCGCCCGGGCAUUUGUUAUCGGUCCAGCCAUCGGGCCAGAGUGAGUACCUGGCGCCGCACGUGGCCCUGCAGCCGCCGAGCCCUGCGCAGCCCUUGUCCACCAGCGCCAGCGCGACCUCUGCUUCCGCGGCCAGCUUUCCUCUGGGCUCUGGCCAGAGCGUUUCCUCCCUGGGUGCCCAGAUGAUGGGCGCCUCUGCCCAGCCCAGUGAAGCUGUGGCCCCGGGUCCGGUUCCCGUAGGCCAGGGCGCCCCAUGCCAGCCGGCCGGAGUGGCCACAGCUGCUCUAGGAGGCGUGGUGCCGCCGGGCUCCGGGCUUACCGGGGUUGGGCAGCCCCAGCCCGUGCAGCCUCCGCAGCAGAUGGGUGGCACUGGUCAGCUGUCAGCCGUGCCUGGUGGUCCUCACACCGUGGUGCCCGGAGUUCCAAACGUGCCUGCAGCGGUACCCGUUCCUAGCGUGCCUAGUGUGCCCACCACCUCUGUUACUAUGCCAAAUGUCCCCGCGCCUCUGGGCCAGUCUCAGCAGCUGAGCAGCCAUACGCCAGUCAGCCGGAGCAGCAGCGUCAUCCAGCAAGUUGGUCCGCCCUUAGCGCAAGGCACACACAGUGCACCAACUAGUCUACCACAGUCUGACCUAAGCCAGUUUCAGACUCAGACCCAGCCUUUAGUCGGGCAAGUUGACGAUACUAGAAGAAAAUCAGAACCCCUACCUCAAGCACCACUUUCUCUCAUUGCUGAAAAUAAGCCUGUUGUGAAGCCUCCAGUUGCAGAUGCCCUGGCAAACCCUCUUCAGUUAACACCUAUGAACAGUCUGGCCACCUCUGUAUUCAGCAUAGCUAUCCCUGUAGAUGGUGAUGAAGACAGGAAUCCUUCAACUGCUUUCUACCAAGCGUUCCAUUUGAACACGUUUCAGGAAUCAAAGAGCCUCUGGGAUAGUGCAUCUGGGGGCGGUGUUGUAGCCAUUGACAACAAAAUAGAACAAGCAAUGGAUCUGGUGAAAAGCCAUUUGAUGUAUGCAGUAAGAGAAGAAGUGGAAGUUCUAAAGGAGCAAAUAAAAGAAUUAGUGGAAAGAAACUCUUUACUUGAACGAGAAAAUGCACUGUUAAAAUCUCUUUCAAACAAUGAUCAGUUGUCCCAACUCCCAGCCCAACAGGCCAAUCCUGGUAGCACUUCUCAACAACAAGCAAUGAUAGCACAGCCUCCGCAGCCAACGCAACCUCCACAGCAGCCGAAUGUCUCCUCAGCAUAAAGCUUUCUUAAGCCUCGUUAAGGAAAAAACUGAAAGCAAUCUUUCCUUGUGUGCCACUUGGUGUUCUUUCCACUUUAUAGAAAGCAAGUAGCCAUGCUUCGGCUGUGUGCUUGGCCUUUUCAGUAUUAGACAAUCGCUCUCCAGGAGCUUUCCCUCUAAGAUGUCAUGCGGCACUGUUGAUGUCCACUUGUGUGUCAUCAGUACACGAGGAGAAUACUAGACGGGGUUCAUUAAAGCAAGCAGAGUCUGCAUUCUACAUGUGCGCAUGAGUGGGAUCUUUAAAAGUUUUGGUGGCUCUCCCAUGUUUCUUAUCACCCAUGGAUGUACCUUGAGCCUUCCUGUCACAUUAUAAAUAACAGUUCAUCUAAAGAGCCACUUUUCUUUCAAUAUCAGUAACAUUUGCCUACAUAAGUUUUCAUUUAUUUUGUGUUUUAUUUAUUACAGGGCUGCUAUUUUCAUAUUGUACAUGAACAAUGUCACAGAACUUUUUUAAUUUUCUUGAAUAAUUAUAAGCAUCAGUAAAGGAAUUGAACGACAGGAUUACAUUUGAUAAAUAAAAAACCGUUUAGGCAAUAAUUGAACAAAAGAAUCCUGGCACAUUUCUAACACUAAUGGCAAUUUACCGUUGGUAUUUAUUUUCAAUAGUAAAAUCCAGCUUGAAUGUAAAUUUUGUAUAGUUGUAAGUAUGAAAAACACAGUGCACCUGUACAGGUAGUCACCAGUUAUUGUGAUAUAAUAAAUAAUUGGGCUAUUUUCAUGAAGAAAACUUUGUUCAUUUGUUUCUACUUUCUAAUAGAAAUUGCCACGAUUCCUCUGCUUUUCAACAUUUCGUAUGACUUUUUUUUUUUUUUUUUUUUGGGUGGGAAUAAAAAAAAGCUGUGAAAUUGUUCAACCUACUUUGUAACCAAAGAAGCAAAGCUGUGUAAUGGAGUUUUGUUUUGUUUUAUAAUGCACAUUCUUUAUGUAUUUUUAUUUAGUGUUUUCUUGGUCACAAUUUUCUUUGCUGUCUAGCAUGAUCUGCAUGGCCUGUAAUCUUUGAACCACUUUCGUACCUCAUGUUUUUAUCCAGCACUCUUAUUGUACUGUGUACUAGUCUGUGAACAAUGUCAAAUAAAAAAGAACGAACAGGUCGUAUGGUGGAGCUGAGCUAGUGUACAAUGCACCAGUUGUACAGAGACAAAAAUGAAGUGAGCCAUCUUUUGUUCAUUUAAAAUGGUGUUUUGAAUUUCAUAUGCAGAAAACGUUUUGUUACAUUGCAGAUUUUAAUGUAUUUAAUAAAUGCAACAUGCAGAUUAAGUGCAGUGUAUACUGAGUAUUUAAAUUAAAAUGUACAUUUCAUAAAUACAGUUUCAAGAGAAAGCAUCAUUUUGUGUAUACUAACACAUUAAGUGUAUGUCAGAAAUUGAUGUAAAAAUAUAUAUUUUAACACAUUUUCUGAAAUUAAACUACAGUUUUGUUCAAAUAUUUGGCUCUAUAUGUGUUCAGAAUUUGACUAGAUUUGUAUUUUCACAGUUCAAAAUAUUCCUUAAGUGAACACCCAUGAUGUUAAUGACAAUGAUAGUUCUUAAAUUUUCAAAGUAAAAUAAUUUAAAGAACACAAGAAUGGUGAGCAAUAUUUGUACUCAAUAUUCAUAUUAUGUUAACAAUAUAAAUAGAAAAUCCUCGUCUACCAAAACUUUUACUUGAAUUCAGAAAGGUGCCUGUAGAAAUUAACAUGUCCUGUAUGGGUAGCCCACUAGCUAAUUAAGUCUUAAUGAGAAACAGUAGUUAGCUUUCCAUGUUAGAAGAGGUUAAAUGUUCUUUAUCUAUUUGAAACGUUCUAACUUCAAACAAAAGGCAUAAAAUUGAAACAUACAUGAGAUUACCAAAUAUUUUAUAAUUCUAGUUGUGCUACAAGAAAUAAUGUUCAAUAAACAAAAUUUUCAUGUUAAUUAGUAAUAUUAGAAAUACUUAAAAGAACUAGGUAAGUAUGUAGACUUGACUGUGUUAUAGCCCUAAGGAUUCAGAGUGAGGUUAUAGUAGAACUACUAUGGGCAGGAUAGGAUGUGAGACUGCUGUUGGAAUAUAAACCUGAAGAUUUCUCUCCAUGCCCUUCAUUGCUAAUAGUGUGGUACUUCAUACGAAGAAUGUUAGAAAAGAGUUGCAGAAGGAGACAGUUAAGUGGCAAAUGGCUGCCCAAGAAUGUAUAAGAUUUUGUUUGAUGCUUGGCACUUAAAAAAAAAAGUGAUUUUUGUGAAAACAAAUGAGUUUUUAAUUCUAGGGAUAGAAAAAUAAGCAAAAUAUAAUAGUAUCCACCAAGGAGAUCAUUAAUAUUCUACGGUUAAAAAUGGUGACAGCAAUUGCUAGUACCUGUAUCUUUUUAAAAGGAGCAAAAAUCCUAGAAAAUGGUUAAUAAAAAGAGAUUCCAAAAGAAUUGACUUUUGAUAAACUAGGAAAUGCAAAUCAUUUUAAUCAGUUAUAUCUUUUAAAUAGCAGGAGUUAAUGCAGUAAGGUGGGCUUUUCUCCUGAAUGAAAUUUGGCAGAGCUUUAAAUAUUAAUAAACAAGCUCAGUGGUCAGUGGUGUGAUACUUAGGGAGCAGGGUUCAAAAACUGCAGUUGUGUGUCUAUCCUAUAUGUUCAUUCCUUCCUAGGAUACAAAACUUUUAUUGAUUUCUUGUCCCUACCCAAAGUUGUAAUGAAGUUUACAUCUAAAUCUGUUUCCCAUGUCCAUGAGGCACACUCAAGUCAGGCACAAAGGAGAGUCAGGUAGCGUGCUUUUAUUUGGGAAUAUUUGAAUAAUUUAUUCCAAAUUGGUUUGGAAUUGUUAAGGAUCUUCAUUUAGAUUAGGUUUUUGUUGGAGUUAAAGUCUUUGAAUACCUAAACUAUCAACUAGUUGAAAUUCCAGUUUAUGAGGUAAGUCUUAUGAGAAUGUGAUCUACCUUUAAUUUUCUGUCUCAGCCUAUAGACCAGGUGCUAAUACAUAGGCUUUAUGUUGGUUUAAUUUUCUAAUACAGUACUACAUGUACAGUUGAAAGCUAACUUUGCCCAAAGGAAGUUAUUUUUAGGUAGUCCUAAAAUGAUCUUAAGUAUCCACAAAACAAAAAGAUACAGGGAGUUGGAGAAUUAAGCAUUCUGCUAUUUUAACUGUUAGAUGAAGGGCAUUAAGCCCUGAUAACAUGUCCUUUAUGGUGGACAUGUUUCUUUUGUCUUCGGUGAUGAAAAGUGAAAGGCCAGUCCCCAGGGUUCACAAUUGAAUUGAGGCUACAUAAACUAACCAAUGACAAGAAAUAGAGUAAAGGAUGGCUUUCUUGGGUGGUUUCUGAAACGGCAUCCAGUUCUUGAAGGUCAUGAGAGGAAAGGUGUGUUCCAAACUCAAGAAAAGCCUUCUCAAAGCUCUGAAAACGUAAACAGGGCUCCUAAAGAGCACAGAAUUUUGUGGGAAGGAAACUAGAAUUAACUGGCUCAUCAGUGUUGGUAGUUUGGCAUUAUUAAUAAGAAUGAUUCAUUGGAUGACAGCUAGUGGGAGAAGCUCAGUUCAGUUCAUUGGUAGAGUGGUGGGUGGAAACAAGACAGUUUAGAAAAAUCCAGAAAAGUGGUUAGACAGCAUUUCCAUGGGGCAAAUUGAAGUUUAUUGAAGAAGCUGGGAAUUCCUCAACUUUCUCAGUGAAUAUUCCACUUCCAGAAUCAGCACUUUGUUCUCUUAGGUUUUUGAGAAAACAGCUCAGCCAAUGUUUGUUUAGUCAGUCUCAUGCCAGGAGCCAUGCAUCCUCAAAAGUAAGGUCUUUGUUCCUUGUUGAAGGAAUUGCAAGAAUCUGACCAAAGAGUGGGGCAAACAGGAAUUUGGUCACUCUAUGCCUCUGUAGACUCAGCCCAAUGGUAAACAAUCGACUGUGGUCGAUAAUUCCACAACCUUUCCAGUCCCUUGCUUCCUGAAGAUUCUGACUCUAGUGCAAGUACUGACAUCUAAGAAUAGGUUUUCCUUUAAUUUUGCCUUUCAUCUCUAACAUAGAUCAGCCCUGCAGCCUUCUUUCAACAAUCUGCUAAUGCAGUAACAGACCUCUCCUGCCCCCUGCUUCAAGCCCUCCUAAUAAUUCUAAUACUAGUCUCCUCCGAUGUUUGCACCAACUGGCCCACCGUUUGAUCUUCCAGGGCCCAUCCCUGUCUGAUAUUUCCAUAAUAGGUUACAAAUUUAUCUUAUUUCAAUCUCUCUUCGUGCACAUCUUUCCUAUAUAUGUGAAGGGUUAUUGUACAAUAGUUCCCUUAGUGAUCUAUAUUGGUCUGGCAUGUUCAAAUGGAGGAAUUACCAAAUGAGUACUAUAGAAAGCAAGUUAAAAGUUCACAGACCUUCUUUUCUCUCUGUUUUAAUGGAAUUUAAAAAUGAGCAGUCUUUGAGAGACUGGUGAUUAGUGAUGGCAAGAUAAGCUGUUAUUUUGUGAUGGCACAGUCUACUUGGAAACUAAAUUUGUUCAACAUGAUUGAAUAGUGAGUUAGCUUUAUGUUUCCUUUUCAUGCAGGGAAACUGAUAAAUUAGACAGUUUGGAGUGUUUCCUUACUGCCUUUCAGAGAUCCAGAGUCCGUAUGUUUACAGACUAGGACCUUCCCUCAGAAGCCAUAAUGUUCCUCUAAAAGAAGGAAGGAAAAGAGAUUGCUAACUUUAGAAAAUAAAAGAUUGGAGAUUAAGACAAGCCAAAUGACACACUUCAGCUUUCCCAUAAUAAAAGUUAAAGUUACUUGUAGUGCCAACUGUUUGCAUGCUUUCAUAGAAUAACCGUAAAGUGCUCUUGCCCACUGCAAUUCACAAGGUCUUCCAGGUCAUAAUUUCUUUCUUCUUGCAAUUAGUACAUAGAUAGAUAAACCCAAAGAACACCGCAGAAAAGAAAACAUCUACACAUGGCAUUUAUAAUACUCAGCCAGUGACUAGUUCUAGCUCACUGAAAAAUAAAAUAUGUAAAUCCCUUAAUGAGGUAGUAGUCUUCACAGAUGUUUGGGAAAAUCAUUUGAGCUUUAUUUUUGUUUCCUAGAAACAUUGAAAAGUAGUUUGAUUCUGUCUUAACUUAGGUGCUUAACCCUAUGCUGAAUGUUUGAGGAGAGAAAGCUGUUUAGGACAUGAUCUGUGCGCUCCCCUCCCCAACCCCAGGGUCUCAUCAUCCAAUGUGAAAAGAGAAGCAGAAGUGCCAUGUUGCUUAUCCACAAUAGAUACUCAGUUUAUUGACCGUGUCUGUUAGGUGGAGGGUCUCUAAAUAACAAUCUGCUGUGUCGCGUGAAAUCUGUUGCCAUUGCCAGGAAAUAAAUCACCAAAAAGCUUUAGCAUCAAAUAAUCCUUCUGGAAAGAGGAGACCAGACAAAAGACUUUUCACACCUGAGCCUGGGAGGUCACCACCAAAAACUAAUCUGUGAGAGUUUACACAAAAAUUUUAAUACUCUGUUUAUAGAUAAUUGAUCUAAUUUAACCUAAUUUGACUAGAAUUUCCAUGUCAUAAAUUAUAUUGUCUCGUCUCAUAAGCAACAUGCAUUUUGGCUGUCCUAAUCAGCUAUUAUUCAAUGAAUGCAGUUAAUAACUCAGGUACCUGAUGCCAAAAAUGAAUCUCCGCUAGGACUGAGAAUUCUGAGAUAAAUACAAGGCUUUGUAAGUGGUAAGUGGUAAGCCUUACAGUUCAGAUCAGUGGGGAAAGAAUGGCUUAGUCAACAGGCAAUACUGAGACUGUGUACCCUUUUGAGGGUAAAAAAAGUAAGCUUAGCACUCUUUCAAAAAUUAAAAAUUCCAGCUACACUAGAAGUGAGUGUUCUACUUUGUGAAAUUCAAAACCUUGAUAAUGGAUAAUGCAUGAGGGUGAAUAGUUUUACAAAUUAUGAAGAGAGGUUCAGCCUCAGCAAAGCAAAGUGCACAUGAAACACACUAUCUCAGAUCCAGUUGGUGAACAUUAGACACAUAAGGAUUAAGAGCUGACAAAUGUGGAAAAACAAAUCUGAUGUCAUAAAGUUUGCAUAGCCACUUUUAAAGGCAGCUGGGUAAUGUCCAAUAAAUUGAAAUUUUAGAUGCCCUAUGACCCAAUGGAUCCAAUUUUUAGUACCCUAAAGAAACACACAUUCAUAAGGCAGCUUCUAAUAUAAAGUUGGAAAAAUCAAAAUCUACUAAGGUAAUGAAAUAUGCUAGAUGCUAUAAAAUAUUAGGUAUCGGUGAAAAAGAAGGAAGAAGAACUGUAUGCUGACAGUAGAUCUCUAGGAUGCAAUGUUAAAUUUGUUAAAAGUAAUACACAUGAUACUGUUGACGUUUAAAAAAAAACAUGCCAUACACAAUACUGUAUAGUGUACUUCUGCAAAUAACUAUCUGUGUACAAUAUAAAUAGAGAGUUGGAAGGAUACUAACCAAGCUGUUUACAGUAGUUUGGCGGUGUGCGUUAGCUUAAAGUGUAAUAUUUGAUGUUUGUGAAUUUGCAUUCAUGUACUGUUUCUGUAGUGACAUCAAUAAAUUAGAAAUAAAAUGAAAUAGAAAGUG
Molecule: messenger RNA, 9678 nt
Organism: Apodemus sylvaticus (European woodmouse)
Lineage: Eukaryota; Metazoa; Chordata; Mammalia; Rodentia; Muridae
Gene: Tsc22d2
Product: TSC22 domain family member 2
Exons: 4
Coding region: 900-3203 (767 amino acids)
Biological process (GO): regulation of transcription by RNA polymerase II
Source: RefSeq, a predicted model, not a curated record